This is a messenger RNA of Rotaria sp. Silwood1, 1392 nucleotides long. The record is from the annotation of a GenBank genome assembly. Lineage: Eukaryota; Metazoa; Rotifera; Eurotatoria; Philodinida; Philodinidae.
AUGGACGUGACAGAACAAGAUCUUCUCGCAACACAAAAAGCCCUCGAAGAAGAGGUGCAAAAUAAAGUCAAAGAAGCUGUUAUGGAUAAUUUUCUUCGAGAAAAAUUAACACGUGAAGAAAAAUUUACACAAAAUAAUACAUAUAAAUUAAAUACACAAUGGCUUACUGUUAUGCGAGCAGCUAAAUCAAAAGAAUUAAAAAAAGAAAUUGAAAUUUUAUCACAAACAUUUGGACGUAUUAUUGAUCGAAAAGAUACUGUUAUUAAAGCAUCAUCAAAAGAUCUUGAAGAAGCUGAAGAACAAUAUAAUAUGGCAUUAAGAAGUUUUUUUGAAGCUAUUGAAAAAAUGAUUGCAAUGCAUACAUCAACAAUUGAUAAAUUACUUGAUCAAUAUGAACAAGAUGUUGAACAAAUAAAAUAUGAAUUUCGUGAAGAACGUGCAAAAAUAAUUCGUGAUCAUGAUAUAUCUAAAACUGAAUUACAAGAUAUUAUUUAUAAUAUGGAAAAAACAUAUCUUGAUGCUGAAACAGCAGCUGAACAAAAUUUUCAAGCAAAUAUGGAAGAAUUACGUAAUAAAUAUCGAGAAGAUAUGCAACAAUAUCAAUUAAAUGUUGAAAGUCGUUCAACAGUAUUACAAAAUGAAAUGACACUCAUAACAAAUAAUUAUAAAGAACGAACAAGAGAAAGUAAAGCACAAUAUCAAGAAUAUAAAAUGAAAGAUGAAAAAAAUUCUAAAGAAAUUCGAGAUGCAACCAUUUAUAUUAAUCGAAUUACUGACAAAAUCAAUGGUGUUAAAUCUCAAAUAGCAGCUCUUGAAGCGAAUCAUCAAGCAAGAAUGAAUAAAGUUGGACAGGAAAAAGAAAGUAUGAAACAAUAUUUACUUCAAUUAAAAUCUCAAUUAUUGGAUAUGCAAGAAGAAUUACGUCGACGUUUAAUAAAACUUGCGACAGCAUGUGAUACAGUUGAAAAACAACUUGAAAAACGUGUUAAAAUAGCUGAAAUUAUUUUAACAUUUGCUGAAAUGUGUCGUAAAUUAGAAGCUGAAGAAGAAAAAAUUUUACCAUUUUAUGCAUCAACAUUAACAGAUGAAGAACGUGCUGAAGUUGAAACAGCUUUUUAUGAACCACCAUUUGAAGAUUUAGCUAAAGAUAUGUAUACAUUUGAUUCACUUGAAAUGUUUUGGAAACGAUUUAAAAAUAUGCAAUUAAAAAUGUUAUUAAAACAAUAUCUUGAUGGUAUAUCAGUAAAUGAUGAAAUAAUGAGUCAAACAAAUCCAUUAAUGAUUUUAUCAUCAAGACGUGUACUUGAAAGUCAGUCUGCUGGAAAACCGUUAUCAAAUGCUCGACCAAUUAAAGUUGUUAUCGAAGCUCAACAUGUGAAAAGUGCCUUUUGA